Molecule: messenger RNA, 1341 nt
Organism: Boeremia exigua
Lineage: Eukaryota; Fungi; Ascomycota; Dothideomycetes; Pleosporales; Didymellaceae
Product: general substrate transporter
Exons: 3
Coding region: 181-1341 (386 amino acids)
Biological process (GO): transmembrane transport; carbohydrate transport
Cellular component (GO): membrane
Molecular function (GO): carbohydrate:proton symporter activity
Source: RefSeq, a predicted model, not a curated record
ACAGGCAAUCUCCUCAAUAUUGCAGGAGCUACAAGUGGCGUCUUCCAAGCCGGUGCAGCAAUCGGAGUUAUCGUAACUGCCGUCGUCCUCGAUCGCCUUGGUCGCAAGAACAGUUUUUAUGUCAACGCCAUCAUUGGACUCUUUGGCGGCACCUUGAUCGUCAGCGCGCAGAACAUUUCCAUGUUCCUUGCUGGCCGCUUCUUUGCGGGCUGGAGCAGCUUCAGCUUCCUGGUGCUGACUCCGGUGUACACCACUGAGCUUUCCCCGCCUCAGUAUCGGGGCUUCUUUGUGGGCCUCAACGGGGUGUUCAUUGCCACUGGGUACUCACUCGCUGCUUGGAUCGGCGUCGGUUUCUCGUUCCAUUCGAAUCCAGUCACCCAGUGGCGAGGUCCGCUGGGCUUGUAUCUCAUCUGGCCAACGCUCCUGAUUGUCAUAGCCUACCUGUCACCAGAGUCGCCCCGCUGGCUCAUGCUACAGGACCGAGUCGAGGAGGCAAAGCAGGUCAUCUUCAGACUGCAUUCGACAAAGGGAGACGACACGUUCGCGGCGCAGGAGUUUGAGGAGAUCAAGAGACAGACGGCGAUUGACCAAAAGUUGGAGACAUCCUGGGUCUCCAUGUUCACCAAGGCAUCUUAUCGUCGGCGUGUCGCUAUUACUUGCCUCUACUGCUUCCUUGGCCAAUCGACGGCUAUUCUGGUCAUUAACAACUACGGCCCUACGUUCUAUGCAGCCCUCGGCUUCGACGUCAGGCAGACGCUCUUCUUGACAGCAGGAUGGGUAUCGGUCUCAAUCCCGUUCUGUCUCAUCGGCGCCUUCUUAUCAGACAUCGUCGGUCGUAGACCGAUUAUGUUAAUCGGUAUCGGUGGUUGUUGCAUCUGCCUGAUAGUCGAGGCUGCCGCAGUUCGAUACUUUGAGAUGGAUCCAACCAGGAAGGAUAUCGGUGCGCUCGGCGUGGCGGCUCUGUUCUGCUUCAACGCCGUCUACCAGCUCGGUGUUGAUGUGGGUGGCAAUGUCUUCUACAGUGAGGUGUUUCCCAACCACAUCCGAUCGAAGGGUGUGGCGUUGGCGAACCUGGUCCUUGCCUUGGCCGAUCUUGUCUAUCUGCAGGUCACUCCGUACGCUUUCGCCAAUGUUGGGUGGCGUUUUUUCCUGGUCUUCAUUGUCAUUUCUGGUUUAGGAUGGAUUGUCUUGUAUUUCAUACUUCCCGAGACCCGAGGUAUGCCGCUAGAAAGUAUAGCAAAACUUUUUGGAGACGAUCCGGCUACAAUCGCAGCGCUCACCGAGAGCAACGCCGAUGAAGUGCGAGUCCACAACAUGAAGUCGGAGACGGGCGAGGUCUAA